CCAGGAAAUUGUCGUGUUGUGCCGCUGUCUAUUUCGCACAUUCGUGCACAGCCCGAUUAGGGUGGCUAGGUUGAUUAUAUGUGUGUAUCACAUUUUUACUAUCGUUAUAUCUUAUGUCUUCUAAUUUCUACUCCGGCUACUUAUCCGAAACCAAAUAUCUAGCUUGGGAGAGAGGAUUUGCAGUCUCGCCAAAACAAUGAGUGAGUCCAGUAUCUGCCAGGCGCGGGCCACGGUCAUGCUGUAUGAUGAUGGUAACAAGCGCUGGGUGCCGGCGGGCGAGGGGGGCCAGGCCUUCAGCAGGGUCCAGAUCUACCACAACCCCGUAGCCAACACAUUCCGAGUAGUGGGACGCAAGAUGCAGGCUGACCAGCAGGUGGUGAUCAACUGUCCAAUCGACAAGAGGCUGAAGUACAACCAGGCUACACCCAAUUUCCACCAGUGGCGGGACGCCCGGCAGGUGUGGGGGCUGAACUUCGGCAGCAAGGAGGACGCCGCCCUCUUCGCCAACGGCAUGAUGCACGCCCUGGAGGUGCUGAGUGCACUCGCUGACUCGGGCUACUCCUCUCUCCCCCGCCCUGUGCAAAAUGGACCCUCCCCAGAGGAGCUGGAGCAACAGAGGAGACUGGAGCUGCAGAGGCAGGAGCAGCAGGAGCGAGAGCGGCUGGAGAGAGAGAGACAGGCCGCACCCAUCCCCCCUGCAGCCCCGCCUGCCCCUCCCUCUGGCCCUGGUUGCCCCCCGCCUCCCCCAGGCCCGCCUCCACCCCCAGGCCCCCCACCUGCUGGCCCCCCACCCCCACCUGGCCCCCCACCACCCCCUGGGUCCGGGGCCCCACCUGCCCCACCUCUGUCUGGGGGAGGGGGAGGAGGAAGAGGGGACGAUGGAGGGGGUCUCGGUGGGCCCGAGGGACUAGCUGCAGCCCUAGCAGGAGCCAAACUACGCAAAUCGGCCAAGGAGGAUGGUGGUGCGGCAGCAUCUCCUCCAUCAGGAGGAGGUGGUGGUGGGGGAGGAAAUCUGAUGGGGGAGAUGAGUGCCAUCCUGGCCCGACGGAAGAAAAUGUCAGAUAAUCCAGGCGCAAAGAAGGAUGUGCCCAGCAAUGAAGACUCCUCAAAGUCCUCAGGCCAAGGUGACACCCUCAGGAGACCGUGGGAGAAAUCAGCCACCAUGCCAAGGACUAACUCAACCACCAAGACCCAGCUGCAGGAGAGCAGCCCCACCUCCACCACCCCUGCCCUUCCUCCUGCCCCCCCUUCUCCAUCCUCUGACCCAUUGCCCAGGAUGAAGGCAGUGAACAGCACCACGGCCAGCACAGGCAGUGAAGACACAGAGAUGGAGAGAAUCAAACAGGACAUCCUUGAGGAAGUGAGAAAAGAGCUCCAUAAAGUGAAGGAUGAAAUUAUCGGGGCAUUUAUCCAGGAGAUGCAGAGGAGAGGCCCAGUAUAGUCUCUCAACAUACAGCCACUGGCACCUGGACAGAAGAUGGUGAGGGGGGGGAAGGAAGGGAGAGAUGGCCAUAUGGAGGCGUGGAUGGCUCAUACAUUUCCUGCACUGUUCAGGCUGUUCUCCCUCAAUGUUCUACUCACCACAUACCUAUACGUUUAGGACUGUACCAAUCGGCACUCUUCCGAACUUCUGUUAUUCGCCAUUCUUUUUCUCGUUUGUUUUUAUCAUGGUUUCAAGAGCUCUGCUGUACCUCUCUUGCUCCGCCAUCACUGCCUACCUUACUCUACUCUACUCCCUCCCCACCUCCCAAGUCAACUCCCAUAUCUUACCGGUGUCCAUUUCUGGACAUAUCUGGCCUUACUCUUCACUAGAGCAAACAAUUCAGGGAAUAUCAUCGACCACACCAUCGAAACGCAGUACAUUUCCAACAGUUGCACAUUUAAAAGUCAACCUAACUGUGGUCGCUGCAGCAGAAGUUUAUUUUUUUGUAUAUUUUUGUAACGAGCUGCAGUAGUUGACCACAGGGGAGCGCUGUGAAUCAGGAGAAUCGCACCUAAGGCCUUUCUCUGUAGUUUCUGUACUACCCAUGAGCAGUCGGGGAACUACAAAUCCUAGCUCGCACCAAUAAGGGAGAUCUCCUGGUUAAAUGUCUGUCCGUCUACACCUAAUAAAAGUACGGUGAAGUUGCCCCUAGAUGCUGAUCUUGGGUCAGUUUUGCAUUUUCCCCACUAAUGGUUAAGGUUAGGAUUAGAGAAGAGGAACCUGAUCCUAGAUCACUACCUAGGGGAAACUUCACCCCGGAGCCACUUUAUACUGUAUUAGUAAACGGGUUGUCCUCUGAGCUCUUGCUACACCUCACAUCAACAGUUUUUUUCACCUCAGGGAUUAGCGGAAGCAUAUCAGUUAGUGCCAGAAAGGACUGUCUGCACCAGGUCCUAUUCCAGUUACAAUGCCCACUUCUCCUUAGCAUGUAGCGCAGACAACCCCAGCAGAAGAGGAGGGGAGCAGGUUGGGGACUGUACCUGGUAGGAUUCUGCUGCAGUGCAGGUAACUGCUACGUAUCUCUGUGCAGUCCAGGGACUCGUACUUGACUGUGUAUGAUCUUCUAAAGAUACAGUGCCUUCAGAAAGUAUUCACACCCCUUGACUUCUUCCACUUUUUGUUGUGUUACAGCCUGAAUU
Coregonus clupeaformis (lake whitefish) is the source of this 2622-nucleotide messenger RNA. Its product is annotated as vasodilator-stimulated phosphoprotein. The record is from RefSeq and is a predicted model, not a curated record. The transcript has 13 exons. Lineage: Eukaryota; Metazoa; Chordata; Actinopteri; Salmoniformes; Salmonidae. Gene Ontology annotation, biological process: positive regulation of actin filament polymerization; actin cytoskeleton organization; neural tube closure. Gene Ontology annotation, molecular function: SH3 domain binding; profilin binding. The coding region runs from base 197 to 1441 and encodes 414 amino acids.